This is a messenger RNA of Ananas comosus (pineapple), 1612 nucleotides long. RefSeq names its product transcription factor PCF2-like. Gene Ontology annotation, cellular component: nucleus. The transcript has a single exon. Lineage: Eukaryota; Viridiplantae; Streptophyta; Magnoliopsida; Poales; Bromeliaceae. The record is from RefSeq and is a predicted model, not a curated record. The coding region runs from base 179 to 1246 and encodes 355 amino acids. Gene Ontology annotation, molecular function: DNA-binding transcription factor activity; sequence-specific DNA binding.
GAGAGAGGACGCCUCCUCUCACCCCGGGGCGGCUCCACUGUAUAUUAGGUUUUAUCGCAGGAGAAAGAAAGAGAGAAAGAAAGAAAGAAAGGAAGCGAGAGUGUGUGCGUGUGUGUGUGUGUGUGUGUGUGAGAGAGAGAGAGAGAGAGAGAGAGCUGUUGUUACCAGUUGUGAUAAUAUGGAGUUGGAGAGGCAGGAUAAAGAGGAGGAGGAGGAGGAGGAGGAGGAGCUCCUUCGGACGGCGGCGGCGGUUCCGAUGCACAGGUUCAUCGUGCCGAAGCCGGAGCCGAUGGAGCUGUUCGGGAGCCUGCAGCUGAUACGAAAGCAGCAGCAGCAGCAGGCGGGGGGUGGGCGCAACAGGGACCGGCACACGAAGGUGGAGGGCCGCGGGCGGCGCAUCCGGAUGCCGGCGGUGUGCGCGGCGCGGAUAUUCCAGCUGACGAGGGAGCUGGGCCACAAGUCCGACGGGGAGACCAUCCGCUGGCUGCUGCAGCAGGCCGAGCCCGCCAUCAUCGCCGCCACCGGCACCGGGACCGUCCCGGCGAUCGCCACCACCGUCGACGGAACCCUCCAGAUCCCCACCCAGUCGGCCGCCGCCGGCUUGGAGGGCGGCGGCGGAGGCGGAGGCGGAGGGGAGGAUUCGGCUGCCAAGCGGCGCAAGAAGCUGCAGCCGACGCGGGCCGCUGCGACGACGACGACGACGCCGACGCCUGCGAUGCCGACGCCGAUGCCGAUGCCGAUGCCUCCGGCGGCGGCGGCGGCGGCGGCGUAUUAUCCGAUCGUCGCGGACUCGAUUUUCCAGGUGGGAGGGGGCGGCGGCGGCGGCGCGAUCUCGAUGUCGAGCGGGCUCGCGCCGAUCGCGGCGGGGCCGCAGGGGCUGCUGCCGGUGUGGGUGGUGCCGUCCCCGGGAGUGGCCGCCGGGCCCUCCAGCCAGGCGCAGCUCUGGGCGAUCCCGACGCCGCCGCAGAUCAUAGGCCUCGCCGCCCCGCCCCCGCCGGAGGCGCAGCCGCCGCCCUCCGCCCCUUCCGGCGGCGCCGCCGAGAAGGGGGCUGAGCUGCAGCUCAUGGGCUGCGAGUCGGAGGAGCGGCGCCGCCGCGGCGGAGGCGAAGAGGGAGGAGACCACCACCACCUCCACCACCACCACCACCACCAUCACCACGACCACCACCACCACCACGACGAUGGGCCCGAAGAGGAGGAGGACGAUGAGGAGGAGCCGGUUUCGGAAUCUAGCAACGAAGAGUAGUUUUUUUUUUUUUUUUCUUUUUUUUUUUUCCUUUUUUUUUUUUUUUUUUUUGUCUUUUUGUGUUUUUGGAAAGUAAUUAGUAAUUAGAAUUUUAGAAGCACUUUUUUUUUUUUUUUUCGUUUCUUUUACUCUCCGACCCUUUUCGUUUCGUAUAUGCGUAACUUUGGUGGCCGCGCUCGCACGUGUGCACGUGCUGCGCACUUUGUGCGUUUUGUUUUAAAACGGCCUGGGGAGACGUGAAUUAGUAGUGCCUAGACCAGGUCCGCCACGUCAUCACUCUGUACGUUUUGGGAAACUGGGCGGUUCUUUCUUUCGCGCGGUCUAACAGACCGGGUCCAGGCGAACUUUUAUUGUGGGCAUCGGGUU